AUGGAUUCAAAUUUGGAAUCCUUGAGUCGUCUUUCGAUUGACCUGCUGAAUUUUCUUGAAAGCGGUGAUUAUGAACGGCUAGUCGACAUUACCAAUUCAUUUCCGGAAUAUUAUUGCAGAAAAGAAUUUGAUUUGAUAGUGAGAGUUGGCGAGGGCCCAGACGCAGAGGAUUUCUAUUGUAAUUCGGAUGUGUUGAGAUCAAGAUCACGAUACCUUCAGAAUGCUCUACUGUAUGUUCACGAAUCGGAAGGCGAAUACAAGGUUUUGGAAGAACCGCAAAUUUCUCCAAGAACAUUUCGGACAUUGCUCAGAUUCAUCUACAAGAGUGAUGUAAACGCGAGUGAAUUGGAAAUAGAUGGGACUCUUUGUGUCGACCUUUUAAAAGCCGCGGAACAUUUUGGCCUCGAUGAUGUGACGGAGGAAUUGCAAAAGUACAUACUGGAUGACAAAUCUGGAUGGUUACAUGAUAAUUUUGUAAAGAUCAUUAACGGGGUGUUCACGAGCGAUGGCGACGAAAGAAUUCGUCACCGCCUAAUUCACAGAAUCAAUUCUGAUCCACGGCAUUUGUUAGACUCCAAAGACUUGGCUGACCUGGAUGAACGUUGCUUUUCUAUGUUGUUGGAUGAUGAAUGUUUGUACAUCAGCCCGGGUACCGCUUGGGACAUAUUGGUGAGAUGGGGUGUCCAACAAAGUCCGAUUUUACGACAAGACAUAUCCCAUUGGACACUCAAGGAAUGGACGGUGCUGAGGGAUGCCGUGGGGGAAGUCAUCACCCGCAUCCAAUUCUCUCGAAUCUCCCGGAACGACUUUUACGGUAAAGUCAUACCAUUCGGUAAGGUCAUUCCUCAGGACCUAAAUCAUCCCGUCCUACAGUGCUAUCUUGAUAAGGACAUCCUGUACGGGCACAGUGAGAAACUGCGACACAUCAUUCUAGACUACUCUUCUAUAAUAAAUCAUUUUCACGCGGACAUGAUCCUGAAGUGGAUGGGCUUCGGACAGGAAAAACUCGAUCCCCUGAAGCGGAGUAAAAGUUUGAAACGAUUCUUUCACAUUAAGAAGGGAAAGAAAUCAAAGGCAUCAUCGUUUUCCCCCACCUACCAAUUCGACCUCUUAUUUCGUACAACGAUUGAAGAUGCCGACAAAUUUGAAAUCGAAAAUUAUGAAAAAACGUGCAAUAACCUCGCAAACACCUUGGUAAUUGUGAAAGUUCUCGAUUCCAAGGCAAUAAUAGGGGGGCUCGCGCCGAACGGAUUGAACCGAGACUUCCUAACACUUUACACUCCCUCGGUCGACCAAAGUUUCUUGUUCAGUUUUCAAACUGGCGAACCGAAAACUGAAAGCUCGAUAGUUAGCAGAGCUCGAAAAGUGAGAAGCGCAAACGACGAGUAUAUACCCUACCUGUGGGUUGGACCGAGGUUCGGAGCGAGAGACAUGGUGAUCGAUUUGAAAAAGAUGAAAUGCACUUGCUACCCUCAAUAUUAUGAACAAGGAAUUUAUGAUGGCAAAGAAUUUCGCAUCAGUGAGUGUGAGAUAUUUCAGAUUAACGAAUUCUAG
Molecule: messenger RNA, 1554 nt
Organism: Acaulospora colombiana
Lineage: Eukaryota; Fungi; Glomeromycota; Glomeromycetes; Diversisporales; Acaulosporaceae
Source: the annotation of a GenBank genome assembly